This is a messenger RNA of Agrilus planipennis (emerald ash borer), 1249 nucleotides long. Its product is annotated as ER membrane protein complex subunit 2-like. Bases 102 to 959 code for a protein of 285 amino acids. NCBI's taxonomy places the organism in Eukaryota, Metazoa, Arthropoda, Insecta, Coleoptera, Buprestidae. Gene Ontology annotation, biological process: protein folding in endoplasmic reticulum. Gene Ontology annotation, molecular function: protein binding. The record is from RefSeq and is a predicted model, not a curated record. Gene Ontology annotation, cellular component: EMC complex. The transcript is spliced from 5 exons.
UAUAAGUGGGGUUGUAAUAUUCUAACAUAAGAUACAAGAAUACGUCACGUCACUGGCAAAUUGUAAUUAUAUUGUUAAAAAUCAUUUAAAAGUAAAGAGACAUGUAUGAUAUAAAUAUAUUAAAUGUAGCAGAGGCUUGUGAACUAUUUCAAAAGUGGAGAGAAAAUAACGAAAGAAACAGCGAGGAUGUCAUAUAUAUUUGGAAGGCCGUUUUGGAGUACAAUUUAACAAAAUUAGGGAACGAUAAGUAUUCUAUACUAGAGCAAGUGUGCAUAGCAGCAUUGGAUUGUUACCGUAUUGAUGUGGUUGACUUCUGCAUUAAACAGUUAUCAUAUCAGUUCCCUAAUAGUACAAGAGUAAAGAAACUAUAUGCUAUGAGAUUAGAAGCACAAGAACAAUACGAUGAUGCCUUGAGAGUGCUUGAUUUAAUAAUUAAAUCAGAUGAUACCAAUAGUGAGUCCAGAAAGAGAAAAAUUGCAAUUUUGAAAGCACAACGAAAGAAUACUGAAGCUAUAAAAGAAUUAACAGAAUAUUUAAAAGUGUUUAUGGCAGAUACUGAGGCAUGGCAGGAAUUAAGUGAGUUAUACAUAUCAGAACAAGACUUUAACAAAGCUGCAUUUUGUUUAGAAGAGCUAAUUUUACACAAUCCUCAUAAUCAUUUACUGCAUCAAAGAUAUGCUGACAUUCGAUAUACUCAAGGUGGUUUUGACAAUUUAGAAUUAGCAAGGGCCUAUUACUGUCAGGCCUUACGGCUAAAUUCUAAUAAUAUCAGAGCCCUGUAUGGGUUAUUUCUGUCAGCUAGUAACAUUUCUGUAUCUUCAAAGUGUGCUGCUCAGAAAAAGAAAGAGAACAGCAAAAUAGCAGAAUGGGCAAUGACAGAAAUAAAUAAAAAAUACACUUCAGUGAAAAAUAAGAAUCUAAAUAUUGAAGAAUGCCUUGCAGCUUUACAAAUUAGUUAAUUGUUAAAAUAAUUAUUUAUAUACCUAUCAUUUAAGUAAGUAAUUGUAGUUUACUUGGUGUAAAAUUGUACAUAAAUAGACAGUUGUUGCAGAUAAAUUCCGACAAAACAGAGUUGUGUAAGUAAAUUAAAAAACAUUAAUACGUAAAAUUCCAAUUUAGAAGUACAUAAUGAAGUAGACUAUUUGAUAAUUUGUGUGGUAGGGAAAAUAAUAAAAGUGUUCUUUUUAUACAGAAAUUGAAUAAAGGUGUCAUGUAAUUGUAAUUGUGAAUAAAAGUAUUUGAUUAAGAA